CUGCAUUUGGAGCAGUCCUUCAUGUUGUAUCGACCGCUCUUCUCGGGAUAACUGCAGUUACUAUGGCAAAUACUAUAGCAGGCGAGGAAACAGUGCAUAAACUUGCCUCGCUGUUGCUAAUAUUUCUUGGAGCAGGUUACAUUCUGUUGUUUGCGUUAGGAAAAGGUGGUCAUAGCCAUGCUCAUAAUCAUCCAAUGGAGAAGAUGGCAGUCGCUGGUCUUGUACUUGUACCAGCAUUAUCACCCUGUGCAACUACUCUUCCAGUGUUUCUUGCUGUUGGCAACUCAUCCUCGAUGAUGAUUCUUGCGAUCAUUGUACUUCUCUUCAGUACCAUCACGGUGAUGACGUCCCUGGUGGCUCUCUCAUUUUAUGGUGCUAGCCAGAUCAAGUUUCACUGGGUGGAACGCUAUGACAAGGUCCUAGUUGGCUCAGUGCUGUGCCUUGUUGGGGUUCUGACGUAUGUGUUCCAUCACCAUGAUGGUGACGAGCAUUCUCUCCAUGCACACGUGCACAGGAAACUUGUGGGUCCUUAGAGGAAUCUACAUAGUUACUCCCAAAGUUCACUGUGAAACAAAUUCUGUUGUCCUCUAACCUUUGUACGUUAUGCUGUAUAAGAUCUGAUUAUCAAUUUAUCUGUUGGGAAUCUACCCGCCUAUGGGUUUCCUAGGAAUACAGACAGACCAGGUGAACACCUACUGGGAAAUUGUUUGUACCAUGGAUCUUUGUUUGCGCUCAUGCAGUUUAACGGGAAUAGUGGGCUUUCAACUUGA
This is a messenger RNA of Triticum urartu, 770 nucleotides long. NCBI's taxonomy places the organism in Eukaryota, Viridiplantae, Streptophyta, Magnoliopsida, Poales, Poaceae. The record is from RefSeq and is a predicted model, not a curated record.